Perkinsus marinus ATCC 50983 is the source of this 1422-nucleotide messenger RNA. RefSeq names its product M protein, serotype 2.1 precursor, putative. The record is from RefSeq and is a predicted model, not a curated record. The transcript has 15 exons. NCBI's taxonomy places the organism in Eukaryota, Perkinsozoa, Perkinsida, Perkinsidae. Bases 1 to 1422 code for a protein of 473 amino acids.
AUGAUACUACUGCAUAUUGGUUUCGGGGAGGAAGCUGAUCAUCGUAUCCAUGGAUCUAUGGCACCUCCGGAAGAGACGGGUCUUGAUACCUCUUCUGUCGAUGGUGACACGACGUCUACUAGCAGUGCUGGGGAUGUCACGGACCGCUUGGCUAAGCAUUUGGAACUGGACGAGAGCAAUUUGUCGGAGUUGAUCGGCAUGGUGGGAGAAGGAGGGGAACACCGAGGGGAUGGGGAGGAGGAGGAUCUGGCGGGAGCGGUUGAAGCUUUGCUGCAUGCUACAAGCGACUGGAUGGACAACAAGAAUGGUGGCGAAGGAAAAGUCGAGGGUGGUGAUAGUCUACGCCGAAGUAUCGCGGCCCAGGAGCGGCAUCUGCAGGGCCUUCGGGAUGAGCACGAAUCCCAUACAGCUAUGCAACAGGCAUACCUCGAGAAGAUUAGAAUGUAUGAAGGCAUGGUGGAAAAGGCCAAUAAGGAAAAAGAGGAGUUAGCAGCACAGAUAAAUGCUAAGAAGAGCGACAGAAAAAUGACGGAGUUACUGGAGAGGAAGCAACGGGAUAAUCAGAGGAUGCUGGACCAACAACAGAAGGAGAUGCAGCAGCUACGACGGGAAUUGAGUAGCAUUCAGAAGGCUAAGGAUCGAUGUGGACAGGAGGUUGUUCGCCUGGAAAAGGAGUUGUCGAUGGCUAAGGCGGAGAAGGUUCGAAUUCAGAAGCAAAGGAAGGAACAUGACGAAGCGCAUCGGAAGAUCCUCCAGGACAGGGAUAGGGUGAUAAACCAGUUGAAGCGAAUACAGGCCAAGAAGACAUUGGAGGCUAAGAAGAACGCUGAUGUGCUAUCCAGGCGUCCUCGGAAGACUGUCAUAUUGUGUGCUCAGUCCAAUAAGAAGACUGUCACUACGUUGACUGUUCGCAAUGAGACAUUGUUGAAGCAACUGAAUGCACUGAAAGAGGCUCAGAAGAGGCGGGUCGACUCUCGUAAGAAGUCCCUUGGCCCAGCAGCGCAGGUUAGGCAGCAACAGAGAGCCAGAGGACAGAAGAAGGGACCAGGAGCUGAGCUGAGUUGCAUCAAGAUCUGGCUCAAUGACCUGCUGGAUCGGCAGAUGGCUCGCGAUGGUGCCUCUGAAAGUGCUGAGAAGCUCUCGGAGGAACUUGAUGAACUUGAAAAAAGGCUGGAUUCGCAGAGACGUUACAUCAUCGAGCUUGAGGCUAAGGUAGAUGAUGCUGAAGGGUUGAAGAACAGGAGGAAAUCGCAGGAGAGAUAUCAUGCUGAGCUGUUGGACGCUCAAGAGAAUCUGGAUUCGAUGUCGGCCCAGUGGUCGGUGAUGCAGAGGAGGUAUAUCGAGCUCACGGACCCUUCGAAUCGUCUAGCACAUCCUGGGUAUUUUUGGCAAGGUGCUUUCCGUGGUGGCGUCAAAUCUUGA